GUGCACCGCGGCGCGCGGGCCUUGGGCGCGGAUUGCUGGCGCGUACCGCGGGAGGUGAGCGGCGGCGCGGCGUGAGGUUCUUCGCGUACAGUGGUCCAGAGGCAACCAGGCAGGGUCGAUAUGGAAGUGAAGGAUGCCAAUUCUGCACUGCUCAGUAACUAUGAGGUGUUCCAGUUACUAACUGAUCUGAAAGAGCAGCGUAAAGAAAGUGGAAAGAAUAAACACAGUUCUGGGCAACAGAAUUUGAAUACUAUCACCUAUGAAACAUUAAAAUACAUAUCAAAAACACCAUGCAGGCACCAGAGUCCUGAGAUUGUCAGGGAAUUUCUCACAGCAAUGAAAAGCCACAAGUUGACCAAAGCUGAAAAACUACAGCUGCUGAAUCACAGGCCUAUGACUGCUGUUGAGAUCCAGCUGAUGGUGGAAGAGAGUGAAGAACGGCUCACAGAGGAGCAGAUUGAAGCGCUCCUCCACACUGUCACAAGCAUCCUGCCUGCAGGGCCGGACGCGGAGCAGCAGAAAAGUGCCAACCAUGAUGUGACAAUGGAUGAAGAGGACUCAGCAUAGAAGGGUACAGCUGGCCUGAGCGUCUCACGAAGUCCAAAGGCCCAGCAGCCAUUUUUCAGACAGAAGAUUGUUUAGUUUCACCCUCUCCCCCAACAGACCUGAUUUCACCAUUAGUUGGGUAAAUCACAAAAAAUAAGCCUUUCUCAAAAAUAAGCUGAAAAGAAAUAGCCUCCGGGAGAAGAAACACAGUGAAGACAGGCUGAGGUUGUCAGGGCAGAGGGCUAAAGGAGGACACAGUCAAAGAGGACAAUGGCUGUGGAACCCUCUGUGGUAAAAAUAUUUCUUUUUUGGCCUUUGCCACAACUGUGGGAGAGUCUUUUUACACAGCUAGUAACAUACUUGCAUUGCCUUUGUUGGGCUGUGUCCUACUAAUUAGUUUCAUCUACUUCCCUAGGAACUUCCCAAGCAGGGACACAGAGUGCUGUUGGGAUAAGAAGUGAGUUAGGAGAAUGCAGCGAGCUGGCUAGAAACUCCCCGGGCAGCUCCAGUUUAAGUGAGCCACCGAACUUGGCUCACCUUAGAGGAACCUUUUCCUCAGACACAGCAGAGGUAAGAUAAGAACAGGUCUGGCCAACUAUCCUCAGGUCCAAAGGCCCUUUUUCUGUAAUGGCACGGGCUUUGUCUACAAGUUCACAGUUUAGUCUUAAAUGUUUGGGCACAGCUCAUUCCAGUCGAAAAGAGGCACUUCACACUGAGUGACUGACAACAGAAAUGCAGUGUCGGUUGUCUUUCUGACUACACUCAGUUUCUUGCCCUGGGCAGGUGCCUCUUGUUAAGACUUUGUGAGCUUCAUUUGCACAAAGGAUAAAUUAUUUUACAUCUUUAAAAAGGGCAUAAUUAUGUACCCCUUUUCAUAGAAUAUGUAAGAACUAGUGGUGGAUUAAUAAGAAUUUGAAUUAGUUGGCUGUUGCAGAGUUGUUUUGGUUUUUUAAAAUUUAAAAUAUUAAGAUAAUUACCGUGUGAAGAGCUUGUUAAUAUUCAAGCCUUGGAGAGUUUAGUAGCUCCAGAUAUGUGGUUGCCUUUGGUCCUAGGAAUAUUGAAAAAAAAUCUUAACUUUUCACAUUCACUUGGCACCCUAUUUGAGGAAGAAAAUGCCCAUAGACACUAAUUUUCCAAAUUGGCACUUGCUUUGUUACAAGAUUAUAUAUUUUCAAUGCUGAUAUUAAUUGGAUUACUUCCCACUCCCUUGUCAUUUCUAGGUUUUCAUUUUCUUUACCUCCUCCCCUCUCCCAGUUGUAAUUAUGUCAGUCUUGACCUUAUUAUCUAAGGAUUCAGGGAAAUCUGUUUAUAGGCAACGUUGAAAUUACAAGUCAUUUAUUUUGAAAUUUUUCUGCAGCAGUAGGAAUUUUACCCCCAGGCUGUUGAUUUUUUAUUAGUCAAGGCAUACAUAUGCCCAUGUAUUAUUGUUUCAUCGUAACCCUGAGUGUGUUAGAUUUUUUUACUUGAAGGAUUUAGGGCUUAAUCUAUUUAAUAAUAAGUUGUUUCCAGGUGACUGCCAACUUGUAUUAUUUUUAUAAAUUUUUGAAGAGUUUGCUUUUCAAUGGAUAGAAAUGAAAUGAAAUCUGACUUAAAGUGUAAAGUGUGAUUUUUUAAGAAUUCAGUCUACUUAGAUCUAGAUUCUGUGUUGAAAUUCAGAAAGAUUUUUAGCUUUUAUAUUUGGGAUCUGAAUGUAGCCUCAUUUUCUGAUUAAACCACACAGGGUCUGGAAUGCUCAUCUUUCAUCAGGAACAUUUUGUGUAAUAUUACUGUUGCAUUUCGUAAUAAACAUUUUGGAAGUAAAAAGUCAUAA
Molecule: messenger RNA, 2356 nt
Organism: Phyllostomus discolor (pale spear-nosed bat)
Lineage: Eukaryota; Metazoa; Chordata; Mammalia; Chiroptera; Phyllostomidae
Gene: CRCP
Product: CGRP receptor component
Exons: 6
Coding region: 121-567 (148 amino acids)
Biological process (GO): transcription initiation at RNA polymerase III promoter
Cellular component (GO): RNA polymerase III complex
Molecular function (GO): nucleotide binding
Source: RefSeq, a predicted model, not a curated record